AGGAAUGGGGAAUGAUUUGUUCGCAGUCAGUGAUGAAGGAGGGCCGUGUGUGGACCAGCUUCCUGCACACACCAAGUGGAUGACAGCAGUAGACAGAAAUGCCGUCGAGAGCAACGAAAACGUGACAGUACAGUGUGUUGAUUGGGACCCAUCGUAACCCAUCAUGUAUAUAUUUUCGAGAGUUUGUAUUUUUUCUUUCAUGCAGUAUCUGUGUCUUUAGAAAAUAUUUAGAGGUCAGUUGUUUGCAAAAGUUCAGUUGUUCUUGUGUAAAUUAUUUUAUUAGGUAAUGCAAUAAAUUGUUAUACAUUAGAUUAUAGUAUAUUUAAGAAUAUUACUUCGUUUAGCAUAUCUACAAUUUCAGACUUUAAGUGAUGAUUUAUCAGUUAUGAACACGCACAGAAAAAAUUAACUAAACUGUACCAAAGCUUGAUAAAAAACUGAAAUUGAUAGCUUUGAUCAUUUGACAUAAACGUGGGAAAUGAACGUAAACAAUUCACACCACUCCAUCUCCCCAAAUUUAUUAAAAUCUCUACGGUAAUUGUGAAUGGAAUGUUGGAGCGCCGUUAAAAUGUAACCACUUGCUUCGCUCUUAAAUUCGGGACAUGUGAGAUAAGGCCUUGGUUAUGUCUUGAACACAAUUUUCAAAUGUUCUUUUAAGUUUUCGGUUCUUCUUCGGCUAUUGUCUAAAAUCGCAAUUUGAGAGAAUUUAGUACAGGAAGCGAAACUGUAUAAGCGAGUACUGAAUGUCCGUGAUGAAAAAUUUAUUUUUUCUGUUAUUGCAGAUUUCUAGUAAAUUCGAUUAUUUAUGUUAAGAAGAGUACUUAAAAUAAUAUUUGUACUUAAUGAUAUGCAGAGGUAAUAAGUCAUGUUAUAACUAAAGAGGCCUAUGUGUGAACAUAUGGGAAAUAGAGUAUAAAGUAAUAUUAUUUUUUAUGAAAUGUUACCACAACAGUAUUCAGUCUUCGCGUAAAACCUGGAAUGAUAUGUUUGCUAGAUUUAAAAAAUACGGCAGUAUAGCUCGAAAUGCUAUAAUCAUCCAUGGACACAACUUAAUCUAAUGAUAUAUAAGCAUAGUGUGUGUAUAAGAAAACUUCAGCCAUUGUGUGACUGAUCAAUUAUAUAAUUUUUUAUUUGCCUUAUAUGAAUGGUUGUCUCUCAUCAUGCUAUGUGGGUUUGUGUAAUUAUAUUUAUUGGUAUUUUGUUUACCCUACUUGUAAUCUUAUUGGAUGGAUGAUGAAAGUUGAAUAUUAUGAUGGCAAGCUGAUUAUAUCUAAUAUAUUUCAUCUCGUAAGUUAAUAGAAAAGAUUAUGGGAUUCAUAGUCUUUAGAUAAUGGAAUGUGUAACCUUUGAGUAAUGCAUCUUUCAUUUUUGUGGUAUUCAACUGCACUGUGAUUUAUAUUAUGUGAUAAGCUUAGAUAUGGACAAAAAAUACUUUAAGUAGAUAGGUACCUCCAAAAGUUUUGGAGAUGAACUGAAGUUAAAAACUCACAACAAACUGCCUAAUACCUGUGUAUAUCUAUAAAAAAGUAUGGUGUGGAAUGGUGCAUUUUUUGUAGUGUAAUUUGUUUAUUCAAAUGAAAAAUAGUCUUAAACUUAUGAUACCGAUUCUUAUCGACAUCUUAUCAAAUUACAAAAAGGUUCCAUUUGACAUGAGAGGGUAUACUGCCUGUUUAAUUAUAAUGUUGACUACUUAAAGAGGCCGUGCAGUGAAAGUCUUGUGGUAUCUGAAUUACCUAGUACUAAUAGUAUUGUGUUAAGAUUAAUGACAUAAUGUGUUUCUUUGUGUAUUUACAAAUGAGUGUUAUAAUGUGUAUAUCAUUAUCAGAAAAUUUUCCUUCAUUUCUAAAUAAAUAUUUUCUUCACUUCUUCAAUAUGAAGCACGCAAUUACAUAA
Molecule: messenger RNA, 1893 nt
Organism: Penaeus monodon (black tiger shrimp)
Lineage: Eukaryota; Metazoa; Arthropoda; Malacostraca; Decapoda; Penaeidae
Source: RefSeq, a predicted model, not a curated record